CGUCCCAGGCUGUCAGAGGUCUUGAUAAAUAGCCAACUCCCACCCAACAGGUACGCCUGUUGGAAGGACUGGGGCUUUUGAUUUGCCUAGGACGCUGCUAAGAACUAUAUGGCUGAUGCUGCGUCUGCAACAAUGCGUCCCAAACUGUCACGGGUCUUUAUAAAUAGCCAACUCCUACCCGGCAGGUACGCCUGUUGGAAGGACUGGGGCUCUUGAUUCGUUUGGGACCGUUGCUGAUAGUCGCAUCGUCACGCGAGAUCGGCGGAUCUUCCCCUUCUCAGAUUACGCUUACGAAUAUGGUUACAGGGAGAUUGGUGGCAUCGAUGGAGACAUGCCCGGCGGCAAACACAACGAAAGUUACGUAGCGACUACAUCCUUCGCAAGCGACGAUGACGAGAAACGUUGCAAAAUCAACCUCUCUGAACUUAAUGGAGUUGUUGCCUGGAAGAACGGUAUCGACCUGGAGAAACAACACACAUCGGAUUUGCGUAUCGAUCUAUACGUAGAUACCAAAAAGUUGCUAGCCAUGUUCAAACUGCAUGGCUUUAUCCUACUCAAAGAUGGCAACACCAAGAAAAAGCUGUACUUGCUUGUUCAUCCAGAGACGAUCCAGUCGAUCGAGUUCGCUCGCAGUCAUCGUCCGCCCGCCAUGCAGGGACCUGACGGCGACAACUUCAUUUCCCUAGAGUUUACGAUGACACAACCACCUAGUCUCGUGGCGCCAACGGCAAACAAAGGGUCUUAUGAGCCGAGGCCUCGGUAUCAAGCUCUUUUUGACAGCAUGAAGUCCCUGGCUACAUUGUGCCAGUUCACUGUUUACCUGAACCGCCUCAACCUUACACCGGAGUAUCGAGAGCAGCUAGCUUUGCUCCCGUCGGUCUUCUCGUCCUCUCGUCCAUUUGGCCUAAUGCGGACGGACGAGAUAUUGGCAUCGUUCGACGUUUUGUUCCAUGGCGGGCCCGGUCAGGUUAUCGACUUGGGCAAGACUGCUCCUCCCGUUGGCACCAAUCACAACCAGACUUUGGAAGAAAUCGCAAAGGAAACAGCAGCGAAACCGACAGACAUCAUCCCUCCCCCAUAUACCAACGAUAGCUCGUCUCGGAAUGCGCCGGGGUACUUGGCCCCUAUUGAUCGAAAGCGACGUAUAAGUGAAUCAUUGUCUCCUGUGACGACAGAUGAACAGGUGCAGCCGCCUUCCACCUCGGGCUCACUUCUUCAAAGCCCGAAUCAGUUCUCCACCCCGACUGACCGAAAGCGUCGACGCACAAGCGAGCUCUUAUCUCACUCUCCAACUGACAAGCACAUUCUCCUCGCAAUACGUCGAGUGCUCGGCCGCACCGCCAGCCUCGAUGUUCGGGUCAAACAGGUUGAGAAACUGAUAACCGAGUGUCUCAAUGCCGAAAGCACAUGCAGAUACGACACAGAGGAGGUGGAGCAAAUUUUCGGUUACAUAAACACCAAAGUCGACGAAAGAAUCGACGAUCAUUUGUAUGAUGUGCGUCGCGAACUCGAGGGCGCGCUCCUAAGCCAAACAGAGGAAUGGGUGGCUGAGACGGUUGAACUAGCCCAAGAGGAGCUGCGGAAGGAGAUCGAAGACGAGUGGGUCGAGGAUAUCCGUCAGGAUAUUACGGUGAAGAUGGAGAAGAUGGUCAAGAGGGAGGUGUUGAAGGACAUGGCACAGGCAGUGAAGGUGAUGAGGAGUGCCCAGGCGCACAAGGAUGAUGCGAAACCAACAACACGAAGGAGGAUGUCCACCAGUACAGCAAGUACACAGAGCACGGUGACGUCUACCAAGCCGAUCCCCUCUGCAACGUUAAACCAGUCGUUACCUGGCGCAGCGGACCUCCAGAACGCCAUUAGGGAUAUCCAGAGGAGGUAUAGUCCCAAGAUCUCUGCGGAAGAAAUGAUGAGGGUGUUGGAUUUUCUAGGCGAAAACCUCAUUGAAGCAGUCAAAUACAACGGGUGCGGUACCGAGCUGAAGUGGCUGUACGUGCAAAGAUGGGCAGCGAAGCAAUAAGAGUAGCAGAGCCAAUCUCAGCAUCACGUUGAAUACAUCACACUUUUGGUACACUCUUUCAUAUCUCAGGCCGUCUCCAGUGGACUUUGCUUAAAGCACGAUGCAUUCCCAAUUCAAAGCGUGCCAGAUUCAGUCUUGUUCAGCUGUUUGCAUUGGCAAAUGACAUUUCAUUGUCUUGUAACGACCCUUCACAAUAUCAAGUGACCAACAUCGGACCAUCUACGUUAAUGUAUUUCUUCCUCCACUCACUCCCUCAGCCCACUUACCAAAAACUCGCGUCGUUUUUCCUACAUACGGAUUGUAGCCGAAUAUACAUGUAUAUGAAAGGUGAGAAGGGAUAGGGGCAAUAAGUGAAAUACAAAACGAAACAUACAACACCUGCCCAACUACCUACUAAUCAGGCCG
Molecule: messenger RNA, 2422 nt
Organism: Neurospora hispaniola
Lineage: Eukaryota; Fungi; Ascomycota; Sordariomycetes; Sordariales; Sordariaceae
Exons: 3
Coding region: 332-2017 (561 amino acids)
Source: RefSeq, a predicted model, not a curated record